CUAGCUUCAACAUCAUCGCAAUGGAUCUUUCCUGUCGCCGCAUUAAAGUUGACUCCGAGCAUCACCACCACCCGUGAAAUGUCAAUCGAAAAAGAACUCUACGAACGUGCACGAGGCGUUGAAUUCCUGUUCCGUUUAGGCGUGUCUCUUGUGCUUCCGUCAUCGGCUCUAUUCACCGCGGCAACUUGGUUUCACCGCUUCUUCAUGCGGUUUGCGUUGGAAGACUAUCAUCGCCAAGAUGUCGCUGCUGCAUGCAUCUUCCUCGCGACAAAAACAGAGGAGUGUGGCAGAAAGCUGAAGGACGUCGCCAAAGUCUGCCUGGCAAAGAUUCACAAUAUACCACAUAUGGAAGAAAUUCCAUCAGACAGCCCACAAGUUGAAGAAUGCCAGACUGCGAUUCUGCAAGCGGAGGAGGCCCUCCUCGAGGCGCUAUGUUUUGAUUUCGUGGUAGAAAGCCCUCACGCGCACCUCUUAGAACUCUUCGAGAACACUCCAGCGUCGGAUGACCUCACCGAGACCUACGCCUGGAGCAUCGCAUGCGAUUCAUAUCGCACGCCAUUGUGUAUACUCUACACGCCGAAGGUCAUAGCUGCUGCCUGCUAUGUGCUCGCUCAGCGUGUGCGCGAAGGCCCACACUCUCCGUCCCUCGACGCCAGGAUAGCUCUCUCAGCGCCAGGAGCGUCAUUGCCGACACCCCCGACCCAUAAACCCGCUUCCCCCGAUGCUUCCCGAUACGCCGUGGACCAGCUCCAGCUGUCUGAACAGGAAGUAACCGGAGUUAGCGAUUCGCUUUCCAUCUUGCUCGAGUUCUAUAACGCACAAGAUCUGCAGGAUAAGGCCCAACACUUGUCCUCUAUUGCAUCGAUCCCGCCUCCGUCCGUGGCCCGGUCUCUAGAACGCGGGUGCCUCUAUCCACCCAUCUCCCACAUAGCGCUCAAGUCGACUGCGAGCACCGUACAACAUAAUUCAGAGCAAUUGCACAAUCUCACGCCGAACUCAGCGAACGGCAGCAUUACUCCGCACCGUAUACUAGAAGCGGAGCCCCAAGCGCCCGCCUCUGCGCGGUCGCCUCGACAAUGAAGAUGAUCAGUAACUAGAAUUCCUUUGCUUUGAGUCAUGUUACUCCUCUGUGACAAUGUACAUGUACAAGAAACAUCUGUAGCAUACGGUAAUAUAGGGGGCAUAC
Punctularia strigosozonata HHB-11173 SS5 is the source of this 1186-nucleotide messenger RNA. RefSeq names its product cyclin-like protein. The record is from RefSeq and is a predicted model, not a curated record. Gene Ontology annotation, molecular function: cyclin-dependent protein serine/threonine kinase activator activity. NCBI's taxonomy places the organism in Eukaryota, Fungi, Basidiomycota, Agaricomycetes, Corticiales, Punctulariaceae. The transcript is spliced from 7 exons. Gene Ontology annotation, cellular component: nucleus; cyclin/CDK positive transcription elongation factor complex. Gene Ontology annotation, biological process: positive regulation of DNA-templated transcription, elongation; regulation of transcription by RNA polymerase II. The coding region runs from base 79 to 1080 and encodes 333 amino acids.